AUUAUACCUAAAUUAGUAGAAAUACAAAAGUCGAAUAAAAAUGAAGAUGAACAUCUUAUUCGCUUCUUUGGCUUUUUGGUGGCCAUUCGUGUGUCACGUCGCGAUGGCAGAAAUUAGCCUCAAUCAACUCGUCGACCAGAUACCGAAUGAGGUAUCAGAAAACGAUCCGACGAACAUCGAAGGAGGAAAUGAAGAACUUAACGAACUCAAUGAAGAACUUGGAGAGGAAGAAUGGGAAAAUGAAGAUGGUGCUCCGAGUACCGAAGAAGAAAUAGAAAAACAAGAGGAAGAAGUUAACAAACUGAUGGGAGAUGUUCCAGCACAGUGGACAAUAGAACUUCCAGCAACAACUGUGAAAAAAUCGGUCCCGAAACCCGGAAAAGUGUUGAAAGCUAUCAAAUUGCCAAAGGCUUUCAAGAACACAAUUUUAAUUGCUCACAAUCGUGCAAGAAUGACGACAAAGCCAUCUGCAAGCAAUAUGAGAAAAAUGACAUGGGAUGUUUCACUCGAAAAACUUGCUACUCGUUACACAAGAAAAUGUAUUUACGAACAUAAUCCGAACCCAAAGAACAAACGUUUCAAUUACGUCGGAGAAAAUUUAUUUAUUUCAAUGGGAUUACCUUAUAAUAGAAAAUUACUCGAUCACGCCGUCAGAGCUUGGGAUGGAGAAAAAACAGUCUAUGAUUAUGACACCAUGGGAUGCGAACCAGGAAAGAUGUGUGGACAUUAUACACAGGUUGUCUGGGCUGAAUCAUUCAAAGUCGGCUGCGGUGUGACAAUGUGCGGCAACAUCAAUGUACGCGGAAGGAUCUGGAAAAAUGCCAUCUUAUUCGGCUGCAAUUAUGGACCUGGUGGAAAUUUCCGCGGAGAAAAACCAUUCGUGUCUGGACCUCGAUGCUCCAAGUGCGACGGUCGGGAUAAAUGCAAAGCUAAAUUGUGCGCAAACAAUAUCAGAGAUCGAUUGUAUUUCAACCCUAAAAUGGCCAAGUGGACCAAUUGGUCCAAAUGGAGUACUUGCACAAAGACAUGUGGAAUGGGAAACCAGAGACGCACCAGAUUUUGCACCACAUACGUACCCACAGAUUGCGGCGGUUAUGGAAGCGAAGUAAAAUUCUGCAUGAACAAACCAUGCAAGAGUGAGAGCAAUGGCCUUUUCAAAUACGAGUUAGUUCUUGGGGACAACGAUAAUUUUCUCCCGGACAGUCUAAAAAAUCUUUUUUCCAAAGAAGCUAUGAAAUCGAUGUUUUUAAAAUCUUCUAAAUAAGGUUGUCAAAUUUGUUGUAGCGUCCAUUUCCAUUUCUUCGUUAGGGUUUAUCAUUUUUGCGUGCAUAAUCCAGAAAGAGCAGUAAUGGCGCUUACAAAGCAAUGUUCCAUUUCCAUCGCAUGCUUAGAGAUAAUAAACCUGACUGGUUCGGGAAAAUCCUUUCAAUUGGACAUUUUAGGAUUUACAACUACAAAUGUGACGACCACAGCUUGACUUACUUUCUGGUUAAUAAUGUGGAAUUGAAUGUAAUUUGUUGCUUUUUUAUUAUAUAUAUUGUCGGAAUUCGGAAUGUAAGAUUUUUUUUUAUUGUACGCAGGAUAUAGGAAUGUGUAUCGUGCAGGAAUAUUUAUAUUUUCAUUUAUUUCUUUUACAAAAGAUAAGCUACGAUUCUUCCAUCUAUUAUACUUAUUAUUUCAAUCUGUUUCAACUUUCAUAAUAAAACGCAAUAAUCCUCAU
Messenger RNA from Styela clava, 1720 nucleotides. RefSeq lists its product as uncharacterized. Gene Ontology annotation, cellular component: extracellular region. NCBI's taxonomy places the organism in Eukaryota, Metazoa, Chordata, Ascidiacea, Stolidobranchia, Styelidae. The record is from RefSeq and is a predicted model, not a curated record.